This is a messenger RNA of Zingiber officinale, 558 nucleotides long. Its product is annotated as pectinesterase inhibitor-like. The transcript has a single exon. Gene Ontology annotation, molecular function: enzyme inhibitor activity. NCBI's taxonomy places the organism in Eukaryota, Viridiplantae, Streptophyta, Magnoliopsida, Zingiberales, Zingiberaceae. The coding region runs from base 1 to 558 and encodes 185 amino acids. The record is from RefSeq and is a predicted model, not a curated record.
AUGGGAGCUGCUGUUCUUCUUCUUCUCUGCAACGUCCUCUUCCACCCAUCCUUCUCCUCUGCGACUGCAACCGAGCGGCCGCUGCUGGCGCCGGCGGUGAAGUCAACGACGAUGGCGAUGGAGAAAGCCUGCAACCUCACCCUGGACCCUAACUUCUGCCUGGUCUCACUCCAGGCCGACCCCCGCAGCCGCUCCGCGGACCUCUCCGGCCUCGCCGCCGUCGCCCUCGACCUCGCCGUCGCCAACGCAACCUCUACCAUCGCCAAGCUGUCCGACCUGCGCGCCUCCGCUUCCGGUUCCUCCUCCGCCAAGCCCUCGACCAGGAACAAGCUCGAGGCAUGCCUGAUCCUCUACCGGAACGCGGUGCCGCCGCUGCGGCUGGCGGCGGAGUUCCUGGCGGAGGAGCACGUAGAGGUGGCAAGGGCCAUGAUGGAGGCGCCUGUUUUCGCACCGGGGAGCUGCGGGCAGCUGCUGGGGCGGGUGCUAGCCAAGGAAAACGACGAUCUCUUCAAUCUCAUGCUCAUCUCCAGAAGAAUUGCAGAGGCUUUGACGCCAUGA